AUGAUUCCAUGGUUGAUGACUGCCUGUUUCUACCCUUGCAUUAUAGGUCCCGAUUUCUGGGGCCUUGUUAACAAGCAUUGGCGAAUGUGUACAACAGGGCAACUACAAUCACCGAUCAAUGUAGAUCCGUCGGUGCUGCUAUACGAUCCUGGUCUCCUACCUCUUCAUAUUAAUAAACACCAGGUGCAAGCAACACUGGAAAAUAUGGGUCAGCUACCAUUGAUCACUAUCAAUGAUUCAUUGAUCGAACAUGGAAAUAUCAAUAUCAGUGGUGGUCCUUCAUCACCGUACAGGUAUCGACUGCACCAUGUUGUGGUACAUUUUGGACUAGUAGCCAAUGAUGAACGAGGCUCGGAGCACACCAUCGAUCGAGUUCGAUUUCCAGCUGAGAUACAACUACUAGCGUACAAUACUGAUUUAUAUUCCAAUUUCACGGAAGCAAUGUCACAGUCACGUGGUCUUUUGGCUAUCUCAAUAAUUGUUGAUCUGGGUACUGUAUCAAACACCGAGUUACGAAAAUUAACUGUUGCUUCGCAGAGUAUUACUUACAAAGGCACAAAAACAAUACUUAAACGAUUCAGUGCAUAUGGACUUCUACCACAAACUCAAGAUUAUAUAACAUAUGAGGGGUCGCUAACAUUUCCAGGUUGCUUUGAAACAGUUACCUGGGUUAUCAUGAAUAAUCCCAUAUAUAUCACCAAAGAAGAUCUUCAAAUUUGGAAUGAUCUUCAGCAAACUGAAACCAAGCAGCUUAGUCCAGUUUUAAUGUCACCCAAUUAUCGUCCAUUAAAACCUCUUAACGGACGUCUUUUGCGCACAAAUAUUAAUAUCAAAUAUAAGGCCAAAUCACCACAGUCAUGUCCGAGCAAUUUAUAUAUCGAUAUGGGAUACAAAGCAAAUCCCAGACGCUCUCUCAUGUCCUCAACAGUUCUGAAACGAAGUUUAAAUGAUAAUAGUUCAGAAGCCUUUUAA
Brugia pahangi is the source of this 972-nucleotide messenger RNA. NCBI's taxonomy places the organism in Eukaryota, Metazoa, Nematoda, Chromadorea, Rhabditida, Onchocercidae. The record is from the annotation of a GenBank genome assembly.